CCUAAAACAAUUAAAAGUUACAAAUAAUUGGAGUGUGGAUUUCACCGGCCUCCCUGACUUAACUGAUAAUAUUUUAUGGAAAAAUUGCUUAUUAUUAUGAAAUUGAGUAUCACAGAGGACUGGACUUGGAAUUGGGUGACGCUCUGAUGCACGCAUAUCACAAGCUGUGGAACACAACGUUAGCCUUGUCAGAGGGUGGUGACUUUGGAGACUCCAUGCCCGUGAGGACAACUUCCAGACUGUUCCUUACACAGAAGGAAACAUUGCCUAAAGGAUCAAAUCAAGAAAUUCCCAAGCUUGGACUAAUUCCUCUGAAAUCCGAGGUUAUAGAAGAUUACGCUGGAGAUAUUUGGUCCGAACUACCUUUUGUAAGCAGUGAUGACCCAGCUAUCACCUGUCUUUCUAAGAAGAGAGAGUUUGAUGAGCUCAUACAUUGGCAUUCCUCUCAACCUCUAAGUGAUGAUUUUGAAAGGACAAGAAACAGCGAUAGUGAAGAAAAAUGCAGAAAAACUUAUUGAAGAAAAUCAAAAGAGACAACUAGCUAAACUAGAGAAAAAGGAGGAAGAGAGAUGGAAUAAUUUGUCUCUAUUGAAAA
This is a messenger RNA of Oryctolagus cuniculus (rabbit), 595 nucleotides long. NCBI's taxonomy places the organism in Eukaryota, Metazoa, Chordata, Mammalia, Lagomorpha, Leporidae. The record is from RefSeq and is a predicted model, not a curated record.